This is a messenger RNA of Fonsecaea monophora, 756 nucleotides long. RefSeq lists its product as hypothetical. Bases 1 to 756 code for a protein of 251 amino acids. The record is from RefSeq and is a predicted model, not a curated record. The transcript has a single exon. Gene Ontology annotation, cellular component: cytoplasm. Lineage: Eukaryota; Fungi; Ascomycota; Eurotiomycetes; Chaetothyriales; Herpotrichiellaceae.
AUGUCCAGUCGUGCCGAGGAAAAGUCGGACGUGCGAAGACGGGUGUGGAGGACGUUGCGCACGGUGGCCCGGCCAGACUCGCGGUUCCACUUCGACUUCACCAGCUUCAUCACGGACUUUGAGGGGUCAGACCGGGCGACGGCGCGGCUGGUCGAGCUGUCGUGCUACAGGGACUCGAGCGUCGUCUUCAUCACGCCCGACAAUUGUCUGGAGGAGCUUCGACUACGGGCGCUGCGGGACGGCAAGACGGUGCUGAUGACGACGUACGGCAUCCGUCGCGGGUUCUGGGAGCUGGACCCCCUCAAGAUCGACGCGAGCCAGUACGCCAACGCGGCCAUCCUGGACGGCAUGGAGAGGCUGGGCACGCCGCUCAGCCUGGCCGACAUCCUCGCCAGGGGCUGGCGCAUCCCGUUGAUGGUGACGGGCACGGGGGCCAUCAACACGCGCGGCGUCCGCUUCGGCAAGGGCCACGGCUUCUUCGACCUCGAGUGGGCCAUCCUCUACACCCUGGGCGUCGUCGACCGGUCCACCGUCGCCGUCGCUGUCGUCCACGACUGCCAGGUCCUCGAGGAGGAGCUGCACCCGGAGGAAUUCGACACCAUCUGCGAAGUCGUCGUCACCCCGACCCGCGUGUUGCACGUCCCCGACGUCCAGAAACCCACCUGCGGCGUGCUGUGGCCGCUCCUCCAGCCAAACAUGAUGGAGCGCAUUCCGCCACUGCAGGAACUCAAGGCCAUGAGUUUGCAGAAGUUGUGA